AUGGCAACUACAGAUCAUCUGUCUGCAGCUGAUGUCGACAGCUACGACUAUGUUAUCGUCGGCGGAGGAACAGCUGGCUGUGUCAUCGCCAGCAGGCUGGCAGAAUAUCUCCCACGCAUGAGGAUCCUCGUCAUCGAAGCGGGGCCCAGCGACUACAAGAACGACAGAAUCCUGAUCCUCAAGGACUGGCUCAGCUUGCUAGGCUCUCAGGAGUUCGACUAUGACUACGGGACGGUAGAACAACCGAUGGGCAAUAGUUCUAUCCGUCAUUCCCGCGCCAAAGUCCUUGGUGGCUGCUCCAGCCAUAACACCCUCAUCUCGUUCCGGAUUUUCGAGUAUGACUGCAAGCUUUGGGAAAGUAUGGGCUGCAAAGGCUGGGACUUUGAAACCUUCACCCGCCUUGCGGACAACCUGCGGAACACCAUCCAGCCCGUGCACCUCCGACACCGCAACCAGCUUUGCAAGGAUUGGGUAGAAUCUUGCUCCUCCGCUCUCAAUAUCCCGGUGAUCGAAGACUUCAACAAGGAAAUUCGUGAAAACGGCAAAUUGACAGAGUGCGUGGGCUUCUUCUCUAUUGCAUACAACCCUGAGGAUGGCCGCAGGAGCAGUGCGAGUGUCGCCUACAUCCAUCCCGUCCUCUGCGGAGACGAGAAGCGUCCGAAUUUGACCAUUUUAACGAACGCUUGGGUCUCGCGCGUCAAUGUCAAAGACGAUACCGUGACAGGAAUCAACCUGACUCUCAAAUGCGGAGAAAAACUCACCGUCAAUGCCAAGCGGGAGACCAUCCUCUGUGCUGGAUCAGUCGAUACCCCACGCCUUCUACUUUUAUCCGGCAUUGGACCUCAGGAACAACUCUCCUCCCUGUCCAUUCCUGUCGUCAAGGAUAUCCCAGGCGUCGGUGAGAACCUCCUCGACCACCCGGAAAGCAUCAUAAUCUGGGAACUCAACAAACCCGUGCCCCCAAACCAAACAACAAUGGACUCCGAUGCCGGCGUCUUCCUCCGCCGCGAGGCCCCCAAUGCCGCCGGCUUCGACGGCGACGCCGCAGACGUAAUGAUGCACUGCUACCAAAUCCCCUUCUGCGUCAACACCUCCAGGCUCGGCUACGACGUCCCCAUGAACGCCUUCUGCAUGACUCCCAACAUCCCCCGUCCCCGCUCCCGCGGGCGCCUCUACCUCACCUCCGCCGACCCAGCCGUGAAACCAGCCCUCGACUUCCGCUACUUCACCGACCCAGAAGGUUACGACGCCGCCACGAUCGUCGCCGGCUUCAAAGCCGCCCGCAAAGUCGCGCAGCAAGCUCCCUUCAAGGACUGGAUAAAGCGUGAAGUCGCGCCGGGCCCUGACCUCACGACCGACGAGGAAUUGAGCGAGUACGGGCGGCGUGCGGCGCAUACCGUCUACCACCCGGCGGGCACGACGAAAAUGGGGGAUGUGGUGAACGAUCCGUAUGCGGUUGUUGAUUCGCAGUUGAAAGUGAAGGGAUUGAGAAGACUGCGUAUUGCGGAUGCGGGCGUGUUUCCGACCAUGCCUACCGUUAACCCGAUGGUGACGGUGUUGGCGAUUGCGGAGCGGGCGGCGGAGCUUAUUGCUGAGGAGGUUGGGUGGAGGAAGGAGACGGCUAGGCUGUAA
Messenger RNA from Histoplasma mississippiense, 1632 nucleotides. RefSeq lists its product as hypothetical. The transcript has 2 exons. The record is from RefSeq and is a predicted model, not a curated record. Lineage: Eukaryota; Fungi; Ascomycota; Eurotiomycetes; Onygenales; Ajellomycetaceae. Bases 1 to 1632 code for a protein of 543 amino acids. Gene Ontology annotation, molecular function: oxidoreductase activity, acting on CH-OH group of donors; flavin adenine dinucleotide binding.